Hippopotamus amphibius kiboko is the source of this 357-nucleotide messenger RNA. It is a transcript of the gene ZG16, whose product is annotated as zymogen granule protein 16. The record is from RefSeq and is a predicted model, not a curated record. Lineage: Eukaryota; Metazoa; Chordata; Mammalia; Artiodactyla; Hippopotamidae. The transcript is spliced from 2 exons. Bases 1 to 357 code for a protein of 118 amino acids.
AUGGCCAGAUUUGCUUUAGUGGAGAAAGAGAACUGCUUGGACAGUGGUGCUGGGUGUCUUUUCUAUCACCGCCACUAUGUGGGGGGCACCCCAGGAGACCUGGAGGAGAUCUUUUUCUACCCUGGGGUAUCAGUGGUCCAGGUGUCAGGAAAGUACAAGAAAUACCUGAGAAGGCUGGUCUUUGUGACUGACAAGUUCCCCUUCCUGCCUUUUGGGAAAGACACAGGCAUGAGUUUCAACGCUGUGCCCCUGUACCCCAAUACUGUUCUACGAUUCAUCAGUGGCCAAUCUGGCUCUGUUAUCGAUGCCAUUGGCUUCCACUGGGACACCUACCCCAGUGACUACGAGAACUGCUGA